AUGCAUAUUACUGAUGCAAGAACCCUGGGUAAUCCGGGGUUGCAUCAAGGGCUUGGCGGCUUGCGGGACGUUGCGACUGUAGAAGUGGAUUUCACUGCUGACUCCGAUGAUAGGAGGAAAAUGGUUGUUUGCCCGGCCUACUUCUCGCAUGACGAGGGAGAGGCGGUGCCGCCUGCACCGGUGAUAAAACUGGCAGAAUACUGCCAAGAGAAGCGGCUUUCCCUGAUCAUGGGAUGUGACGCUAACGCGCAUCACACUGUGUGGGGAAGCUCGGACACCAAUGAAAGAGGAAGGAAAGUGUUGGAGUUCCUAGCAUCCACGGAUCUGGAAAUUCUCAACACAGGAGACGAGCCCACCUUCUGCACUAUAGCGAGAAGAGAAGUGCUCGACAUCACUGUCUGUUCCAGGCAGUUGAUACAGGAGGUAGUGGAGGAAGACCUGGCCAGCAGUCUCAGAGGCUUCCCUAAGAGGCACGGGACAGAAGACGAACUGGAGACCUGUGUGGACUACUUGCAGAAGUCUCUGGUAAACUGCUACAAAAGUAAUUGCCCCGAAAGGGCAGUUACAAAUAGUAGAGGAACUUCCUGGUGGACCCCUGGACUGCAGGGUCUCAGAGUGGCGGCUCGCAGGGCCUGGAAUAGGGCUAAGAACACGGGUCGCCAAUCCGACUGGAGCUCUUUAAGAGGGCACAGACGGAGUAUAGAGACUCUGUGGUUAGGGCGAAACUGGAAAGCUGGAGAAAGUUUUGCAAGGAAGUGGAGGGAAUGCCCGAAACGGCAAAAAUCUGCAGGAUCCUCGCUAGGAACCCGGAUGCGACUACUGGAAGUGAACUUUCAGGGCUUCCAUAGGGAGCCGGGAGAGCUAUUUGCAUUUAAGGAGCCGGGUUCACUCAGAAGAGCCCGACAAGCGGAUUGGCGAAUGGCGGCCAAGAUUGUCAUGCCCGAGAUGGUCAAAUGGGCAAUUAACGCCUUUAAGCCCUACAAGUCAGCGGGACCGGAUGGCGUCUUUCCGGCUCUUCUACAAAAGGGACUGGAACAGAUCGUGGGCCCACUGACUCGACCUUAA
Messenger RNA from Linepithema humile (Argentine ant), 1065 nucleotides. The record is from RefSeq and is a predicted model, not a curated record. NCBI's taxonomy places the organism in Eukaryota, Metazoa, Arthropoda, Insecta, Hymenoptera, Formicidae.